AUGAAAAAUGAGAAUGGCGUAGUUUACAAGAAUAACACGUGGACCUUACACAAUAACAAGUCGAACGCGACUGCGAAUAAGAAGAAAAGCCGCGUUGAAUACCUAACAUUACUAGGAAAUGGCAAACUUUUUGAGAAUACGAAGGACCAAGAUGAAGAGAAGAAAAACCAAGUAACUGAUAUGUACAUUUAUACAAGCAAAGGGGUUGAGAAGGUUUCCAUAAAUACUAGUGUGAAAGAUAAAAAAAAAGAAGAGAACAAAAAUAAGAGAUAUCAAUACUUAAAAGACAAAAUAACGAACGUUUUAAAAAUUCAGGAAAAAUUAAAGCAGAACAGUACUGAAGGGAAUGUACUGGGCCAGAACGUUGUUCAGGAGGGAUUUGAUCAAGGGGGAGUACUGUUAAGGGAAGAUGGGUUAUGGAACGAUUUGGACAUACCCGGUUAUACCAAUGCAAAGGAUGUUAUUACUUUCGAUAAGAGUAAGAACGAAAUUAACAUUUUGAGCAGUAAGAAGAGCGGCGAGUUGACGAGUAGAGAUUUUUUCCAUGAUGUUCCAGCAAUUAUGUUAGGUGCCCCUGUAGUUGAUCUUUCUUCAGCUAAGAGUACCACGAAAAAGCAGCUAAAUAUGAGUCGUAAUGAUAAAGAUGUUAAUGAACAGGCAGAGAGUAUAACAGAGAAGGACUAUAUAACGGAUUGGAAUAUACUUAAUAAAAGGAUUAGUAAGGUAGACAAUCCGUUAUCAGUUUAUGAAGGAGAGAGUGUACUAUGUAAUGAGGAGAGUAAUGAUAGGGCAAGGAAUGAAGCAAUUCGUGACAUGAAUAAACAAAUAAAUAAACAAAUGAAUAACGAUAUGAAUAAACAAAUGAAUAUCGAUAUGAAUAAACAAAUGAAUAUCGAUAUGAAUAAACAAAUGAAUAUCGAUCAGAAUGAUCAGAAUAAACAAAUGAAUAUCGAUCAGAAUAAACAAAUGAAUAUCGAUCAGAAUAAACAAAUGAAUAUCGAUCAGAAUAAACAAAUGAAUAUCGAUCAGAAUAAACAAAUGAAUAUCGAUCAGAAUAAACAAAUGAAUAUCGAUCAGAAUAAACAAAUGAAUAACGAUAUGAAUAAACAAAUGAAUAACAAUAUGAAUAAACAAGUGAAUGAAGAUAUGAUUAAACUAGCGAGUUGUGAAAAAAAUUAUGAAAGUACGAAGAACACAACUCAGGGGAUAAACGAGAAAGAACAGAGGAAUAACAUUAAUAGCAGUAGCUUUCCUAAAACAGUAACACAUGAUGAAGCUAAUGAUAUAAGUACCUUUCAAAAAAGAGGGAACACAGAGAUACAUAAUAAUAUAUACAACUCAAAAACUGUACUGAAUGGGAAUAAUUUAAAUGUAAAUGGAAACCCGUUAAGUCAUAACAACAUUGAUGAAGUAAGUAUUCUAUAUAACGAAAUGCAAGUCCUUAGUGGUGAAAUAAAUAACAUAAGAAAUAAAAUUAAUAUUAUUAAUAACAAGAAGUAUGGAAAAAUAAAUAUACUAAAUAACAAAAUAAACAUGUUGAACAGCAAAAGGAGUGAAAAUCAAACAAAUAAUAUAAAUAAUUAUAUAAAUAGUAAUAUAAAUAAUGAUAUAAAUAUUGCCAAUAGUCAAAUAGACAUUUUAUAUGGUAAGAAAAUUAAUAAAAUGUAUGAACAGAUAAAUUAUCAUGUUAAAUAUUUAUAUGAUCAAUUAGAUAAGAAGUACAAAGAUGAGAAACAUAAUCAGGGGGAUGUGUAUAUACAUAAUAAGAUAUAUAGGCAAAUAAGUAAUAUUAAAACGCAAAUAAAUAACCUGUAUGAUCAGGUAAACAAUCAUGUGUACAUACAAAAAAGCAAUAAAACAUUUAAUCAAUUGAACAUUCAGAUAAAUAACCUCCGCAAUCAGAUAGACAAUCUGGUAGGAAUGCAUCAAGGCAGUCUAGAAGACAGCCUGUUAAAUAUUAGAACAAGUAGGAACGUAAAUUAUUACAAAGAAAGAGGUUUAAAAAAAAAUGAUCAGAAUAACAGAGACGUGUUACCUAUACCACAUGAUGAUCAACCAAACGAUGUAAAAACGUUAUUGCAAAUAAAAAAUGUGAACAUUAGAGAAGAAGGAAAUUUACUCAACCAUGACGUAUGUGGAAAUAUGCACGGUGAACAUUUGAAGUCACCUGGAAUUAGUCAAAAUGAAAACUAUCAAGGAGGACAAAAAAAUUAUGAACAUGUCAGCUAUAUUAGAGAUGAUGAUGAAUGUGUUCAGGGAGAUUAUGUGCACCCAUUCAUUGAACGAAGGACACAUGUUGGGAAAAAUUUAGUACAGUCGAAAGAAUCAGAGAGGAAAUUAUUAUAUAAACGAAAUCAAAAAAGGAAAAGAACAGAGAAAGAAAAUAUGUUUACAUAUAAUUAUUAUGAGAAAAAAAAAACGUUAAAAAGUCUUUUUGGUAUUAAUAACAAGCAGGUGAAAAAUGAGUGUCAAAAUGAUAUUUACCAAAAAGGUUUAAUAAUGCCCCUCAACGAAAUUACAAAUAACAGUAGAACUGAUCAUAAAUAUUUUCAUAAUAUUGUUACUUGUAGUUAUGUACCUUCAAAGGACAAUGCAAUAAAUAGUCAGCGUAAUUGGGUUAAUACGAAUGGGGAACGUGAUCCCCCAGGAGGAGUCGAAGCAGAGCAAUGGGAUCAGGCGGGUCAUCCGUAUCAUUCGGAUUAUUCCCUUCUGUCGGAUUAUUCACAUCAGUCAUAUCAGUCGCACCAGUCAGAUCAGUCGCACCAAUCAGAUCAGUCGCACCAGUCAGAUCAGUCGCACCAAUCAGAUCAGUCGCACCAGUCAGAUCAGUCGCACCAGUCAGAUCAGUCGAGUCGGUUCAGCUUAGACAAAAGGCAAAGUUAUAAAAGAAGCAACGAAUCUAGUGAGGGAAAAGGCAGUGAUAAAAAUUAUGAUAGUCCUUAUAAUGACCAGAAAUUAAUUUAUUUAAAAAACAAAUUGAUGCAGCUAAAAAUUUCAAAAAUGAGGGACAAACUAAAAAAGGAGAGCAUCUUUGGUAUUACCCCAAAUAAUGUGAAUGGCGCCGAGAAUGGGAAUCCAAAUGGAUAUGCGCAUAGGGAUGUUAGUUCAGAUCCAUGUGGAGAUAUGGAAAAUUCGAUUGGUGGGAAAAUCCCUACAAUUCAGCAAAAAAUGAAUGAACCACAUGAUAAUAUUAACAGCUUGAAUCUUGUGAAUGAUCAGGUUGAACUAAGUGGUGAUAAAGAAAUUAGGAACAUAACUACAUUUAGGAAUACGGAAAAUGCUAAAAAUGUAAUUUUAAAUGAACAUAAUGAGCAUUGUUCUAAUGAUGAUGCUCAAGUGUGUGUGAAAUACAAAACGAGUGAUAAAAAUAGUAAAGAGAAAAUUUUUUUUUUUAAAAAAGAUGAUAAUACAAAAAAAAUGAAUUCUUUCUUACCUAUGCUUCGAAAGCUAACAAAUAGAAUGAACAAAGUUCAAAUGGGAAAGAUAAAUAAUGAUAAUAAUUGUAAUAAUAUUAACAACUGUAAUAAUAGUAAUAGUAAUAGUAAUAACAAAAUAUAUAGUAAUAAUAACUGCUAUUAUAAUUACAAUUUUUGUGAAAGAGAAAUGAGCGACUGCUCCGACAUUACUGCUAAUAUUUCUCAUCACUCUCAUCAUGAAAGUAACAAAAGUACGCAGAAAGAACAAGAUCAUAAAGAAAUAAACAAACCGAGAUAUAUUUUUUUCUUAAAACAAGAAAGCAUUUACUCAAAUAACGAACAAGCAAAACCGUACUUUGAAAAGAAAAAUAUGAACGAGGGGAAACGGUCAGUAGAGAAUUACUUCUCAUGUAAUAAAGAAUCUAAUUUUCUUUUAGAUAAUAGGGAAAGAACAAACGAAAAUAUUGAGGAUACAAAACGUCUAUAUUUAACUAAGCCCUUUACAAUUGACCAAAUUUAUAACUAUACGGUCAGUUAUUAUAACAAGUUCAAUAAAGAAAAUAGACAGAAUGAACAGAAUGAACAGAAUGAACAGGAUGAACAGGAUGAACAGAAUGAACAGGAUGAACAGGAUGAACAUAAAGAACAGGAUGAACAGAAUGAGCAGAAUAAAGAUAAACAUCAAUAA
Molecule: messenger RNA, 4104 nt
Organism: Plasmodium malariae
Lineage: Eukaryota; Apicomplexa; Aconoidasida; Haemosporida; Plasmodiidae
Product: conserved Plasmodium protein, unknown function
Exons: 4
Coding region: 1-4104 (1367 amino acids)
Source: RefSeq, a predicted model, not a curated record